AUGCAGGAACCCGGGACAGCACCGUGGGAUCUGGGCAUCAGCGACGCCGAUUUCGAGAAGCUCACGGCCGGCUUCGCGCCCAAGGACAUGGACGACCGGUGGAGGGGCUCGGAUCCGGACGGCAACAUCUCCAUCCGGAUCAUUCAACUACUACAUCCUGAAGGCGCUCUCAGGGCUGGCUGCUGA
Messenger RNA from Gaeumannomyces tritici R3-111a-1, 186 nucleotides. RefSeq lists its product as hypothetical. NCBI's taxonomy places the organism in Eukaryota, Fungi, Ascomycota, Sordariomycetes, Magnaporthales, Magnaporthaceae. The transcript has 2 exons. The record is from RefSeq and is a predicted model, not a curated record. The coding region runs from base 1 to 186 and encodes 61 amino acids.